Messenger RNA from Cajanus cajan (pigeon pea), 1485 nucleotides. NCBI's taxonomy places the organism in Eukaryota, Viridiplantae, Streptophyta, Magnoliopsida, Fabales, Fabaceae. The record is from RefSeq and is a predicted model, not a curated record.
UCUACUUAAUCUAACGGCUAAGAAAUGCUUCGCACGGUGGGAGAUAUGUUGAGCCUAUAAUCCGUCUUGAAGAGUCUUUUAAGUCUUUUCUCUCUGGCGGAACCCUAGAAGCUUCUUCCGCUGCACUCCCUGGCGAGAGCGACAGACAGAGCGCAGAGAAGAGGGUUUGUGUUCCGAUUGAAUGGCGAGCGAAGAGGAGAACGGGGAAUUCUACCUGCGUUACUACGUUGGCCACAAGGGGAAGUUCGGGCACGAGUUCCUAGAGUUCGAGUUCAGACCAGACGGAAAACUCCGUUACGCCAACAACUCCAACUACAAAAACGACACCAUCAUCCGCAAGGAGGUUUACCUUACCCCUGCCGUUCUCCGCGAGUGCCGCCGUAUCAUCGCCGAGAGCGAGAUUAUGAAGGAAGAUGAUAACAACUGGCCAGAACCUGAUAGAGUGGGGAGGCAGGAGCUGGAGAUUGUAAUGGGGAACGAGCACAUAUCCUUCACCACCUCCAAGAUUGGCUCUCUUGUUGAUGUUCAGAGUAGCGCUGAUCCUGAAGGGCUUCGGAUCUUUUACUAUCUUGUUCAGGAUUUGAAGUGCUUUGUCUUCUCUCUCAUUUCACUUCACUUCAAGAUCAAGCCUAUAUAAGAUGUGUCUGCAAUAUUAUGCGUUCAUCCUUCGGGAAAUGUGUACUUGUUCAUCAGCUACUCCUUUUGCUAAUGGGCUUCAACGUUUGAUAAGUUGUGAUUUGGUUCUGUAUUGCUGGUUACACACUUUCACAACCCUUUUUGCGACGUUGAAGCUUUUGUUAAAAGUUUGCUUUUUAGGAGUUUGAUUUAUUAACAAUGUUUGGUAUUGUUAAUGAAAUGUGUAAUUGUUUUAGCUUUUGCUUGGAUUUCUUGAGAUGGAAAAAUGGUAUUAUUAUGUAGACAUUUUAUUUAUUUUUGGGUCAAAAUUAACACAUUCUUUUUGAAUAUGAGAUUUAAUUUAUGCAAAUUUGUACAUAAUAAUUUGAUCUGAUUGUCAAGCCUAGUUGGAAUUGCUAUAGUUUUCCGUAUGAACUGAGUUUUGCUGACAAAGGGCGUUGGCAGAUUAUAAGAAUUAUUCUGAACUUAAUAAACAUGUAAAGCAAAAGGCUUAUGCCGGUCACUGAAAAAUCAUCCUGACAAGGCUGGUGGGAGUUUACUUAGAGCACGAGGAACAAAUGGCCCAGGCAUAAGUAUAACCUCUACGAAAGAUGCUAGCACUAGAACUGCUUCUGCAGAGAGGCUCUGGGAACCUUUACCUUCCAAAGGAAGAAAGGAGCUUAUCAGCCUUGUGCAGGAUUCUAUGCAAUGUGCAAACAACAGUUCAACGAUAGGUCCUUUCUCUCAAAGGAAAAGGGUCACUGCCCCAUCAGGCAAGGUAGAUGGAAAAUUUUUUUAUACUACCCCGAUGCCUCUGCAUUCAUCUACUGUCUCUGGGGGGUUAUUGAGAAGCAAAGGAGAUGGAAAACA